AUGCGCACUUUAACGGGCCAGCACCAGACGGGAUUUACGGCUGGUCGGCAUAUUGCAGACAAUGGCAUGGUCCUUAACAAUCUCCGCAACUACUGCAGGAACAGGAAGCUGAAGCAUGUCGGAGUUCUACUGGACCAGGAAAAGGCCUAUGAUAGGGUUCACCCAAAGUACCUGGAUAUGGUGAUGGAGAGAUUUGGCUUCCCCCAACAAGUCAUCAGGACAUCAUGGAAAGUCAUCACCACCCCUCGACACAACGGCGGUCUUGGGGCUAUUGAUCCGGCCAAGCAGCAGCAGACGUUCCUCAUCAAGCAUCUUCGCAACGCCACAACUACGUCAGUAUCCUGGGGGAAGGAUAUUGUACUGGAUCUCAUUCUAUGGAAGACGAAGUCCACCCACCGCCUAUCCUUUAUGCUGAACCCCCAAGAGAACCAACUCCACCAACAACUUAAACAUUUCCUCCACCUUCCGCAACUAGUCAAAGCGGCCAGCACACUCCCCCCGCUUAAGACACCCACCAUGCAAGCAGGACUUCCAGAUUCGACCACUUUUCUGGAGAGCCCGCUGGAAUGGUGGUUCCCUUCGACGGAUGACAACAACACCACCCUCACUGCACGGAUUGGAGACCUGUUCGCGCUGGCGAUAGCCGAGAACAACAAGUACAAGGUGGCAUAUAAGCACCGACUCUCCAGUAAAUCGAAGCGUACACCACAUGUUGGGGUCGUCGGAGACCGCCUGGCUCAGAGGAUACGCUCACUCACCCUCCUCGACAACGGCAAGACAAAGGUGACUUUAGGGACUGCCUCCACCAGACAGAUCCGACAGUACCUCUGCCUCUCCCCGACUCCUGAACCCGAACUGCUCCCGACCCACUCGCCGAUGCACCCUGAAUCUGGCACCAAGUCCCAGCGGCGCAAGUUCUGGAAGACCAAGAUUCCCCACAGAGCCCGCACUUUCUGGUGGCGAUACAAGCGUGACAUUAUCCCAUGUGGCACGCGUAGGGCCCACCGGUGGAAACAGGACGCCCAAUGUGACGCUCAGGGAUGCAGGGAAAGAAAGACGGGCAAGAACCACUAUGUCUUCGGAUGCAAGGGCAAAUGCCUAGCAUGGCAGUUCAUUUUGAGAGGAUACACGGACAAGCCCACAUGGUCCGACGAGGAUCUCCAUACAUUGCUCUCCUUUAAACCCCCCACCUUCUCCAUUAAGCCCAAAUACAACAUCACCCCCCCACAACUGCUGGCGUGCUGCCUCAUAGGUAUAAACACAGCAAAUAUCAUCCUCUUCCUUCACAAACUCACACAGUCUUCGGAAGAAAUCUCUGACUGUAUCUCCAUAGAAAUUAAGAAAGCGAUAGCGCAAAACGAUUACCUCUUCAAACUCACGGUCACGAGCCACAAAUAA
Linnemannia hyalina is the source of this 1398-nucleotide messenger RNA. NCBI's taxonomy places the organism in Eukaryota, Fungi, Mortierellomycota, Mortierellomycetes, Mortierellales, Mortierellaceae. The record is from the annotation of a GenBank genome assembly.